Messenger RNA from Galeopterus variegatus (Sunda flying lemur), 441 nucleotides. Its product is annotated as epididymal secretory protein E3-beta-like. Bases 1 to 441 code for a protein of 146 amino acids. The record is from RefSeq and is a predicted model, not a curated record. NCBI's taxonomy places the organism in Eukaryota, Metazoa, Chordata, Mammalia, Dermoptera, Cynocephalidae. The transcript has a single exon.
AUGGCAUCCUCUCUAAAGGUCUGUGGCAUGCUUUUGGCCCUGCUGUGCCUCCUAUGCAGGCUGCUUGUGCAUAGCAAGAACAUUUCCUGGAGGGAAUUUAUGAAACAGCAUCAUCUAAAUCCAAACAGGGAAUUCAACAACUACAAAUGUGAUGCCCUCAUGAGGGAAAAAGGUCUGGAAAACAAGAACUCUAACAUAUUCAUCUAUAUCUCAUGGUUCAAAAUCAAGAAAAUAUGCAUUAAUAAUAGGUGGAAUGACCGCUACAGAAAUGCAUACGUAUGGUUCCGAUAUGCUCUCAAAGUACUCAAGUGUUACUGGGAGAAUUCAAAAAAUAGCUACAGAGAGAGCAGGAGUUACAACUACUUUGAAUUCCAUUGUAACAUGGAUGGGUAUGUUGAUGGCAUAGAGGACCUGAAAAUGGUACAGCCUAUCAACAGCUAG